This is a messenger RNA of Dovyalis caffra, 342 nucleotides long. The record is from the annotation of a GenBank genome assembly. NCBI's taxonomy places the organism in Eukaryota, Viridiplantae, Streptophyta, Magnoliopsida, Malpighiales, Salicaceae.
AUGGCUGCAACCACCUCCACGAAUUGCUCUAGCUUCUUCAAUUUUCGUUCAAAUUCUGUUGAGCCAAGGGUCCGGGCCCCAUCCAGCCAUGGCUCAUCACCCGGGUGUGGAAAGCUUGAUGGGGUUGCUAUGUGGUUCAUCAAUGGUGUAGCAAGUGCAUUUUUUGCAUCCUUAGAAAGAUGUUCUUGCAUCCGUAUAGCCACUGAAGAUGAUGGUGAUGAAGCUAAUGAUGCACCCUUGAUUCUAAACGAUGGAAACAUGAGGCAUCUUGAAGGUGGCACUAUUAGCCGGAGAAGGACAGGGAAAGGCAAGAGGAGUACUGGAGCAUUUGAGGAGGACUGA